This is a messenger RNA of Aureobasidium uvarum, 1467 nucleotides long. NCBI's taxonomy places the organism in Eukaryota, Fungi, Ascomycota, Dothideomycetes, Dothideales, Saccotheciaceae. The record is from the annotation of a GenBank genome assembly.
AUGUCUGAUGGAGGCAUGAUCCCUGCGGAUGCCCAGGGUUUGGCAGUCGUCGUCUUGUUGUACACGUUCGGCAAUGCGUUCAUUGCUGCGCUGGUGGUCCUGAUGCACAUGCGCCAUGGCGAUCCAUUCGGCNNUGUAAGAUCCCUUGCUCUGUUGAAGCUAAUAUGUUCGCAUAUACUGAUACACAUGUCUAUAGACGUUCCAGUGUGUGCGUGCUUCAUGAUUAUCAACAUCAUGGCAUCCUUCAUCCAGCAGAUACACUUCUUCACCAGUUUCGAGAAAGUCCAAACCGCUGGCUACAAUUAUCAGAUUAGUGGACACUAUACUGGACAGCCAGCUUUUACUGGAACACAUACACCUCUGGAUACUACGCUUUAUGAGAUUCAGUUGUAUUGCUACAACGUCGAGUCACUGCUCUUCUUGUCCUGGAUUGCUGGCCUCUGGCGUCAUGUUUGGCGUCUUCGCUUCGACUUGCUGGACAGAGGUGGUCAUGCUGUUUCCACAAUUGUCAAGGUCUCCUGUAUGGUCGUGCCAGCAAUACUGAUCGGUAUUGCUAAUGCCUCUUCCGUGGAUCGUACACCUGGAGUCUCUCUGAUCCUCUGCAACAUCAUGUUGGCUGGCAGUGUCGCAGUCGGUCUGAUCCUUUUGGCACUCGUCUUCUACAAAUACAUUUCCAUCCAGAAGUACCUCAGCGACUCGUCUUCAGCGAGAAACGGCUUCUUCGCACGCUUUGGAUGGCGCAUCAAGUUCUCCUUGCCUAGCUCUUCGAAAACACACAGUCAACGCAGUAGAACUAUGGCAAGUCAAGUUCGAAGUGGCAUGCACAGUCAACUGCGAAGCGGCAACAUCAACCGCAGCGUCAACGAUCAAACAGAAUCUCAACUUCCCGCUCGCGAACCAAAAGCUGCCCCGCGCAAGAACGACUCUAUGUACGACAAAUGGCUUUUGAUUCGGUUCUGUAUCUGCUUCGUCCUGCUAUGCAUCAUGCAAACCUACCUCAUCUACUACUCCAUCGCACGCUAUUUCGGCUCGACUGCAGACGCCAAAACCGCGAAACUGGACUUGUCCGCAGGAGCCGCCACAAUCUCCAUUGUGAUGUUCAUCCCUGGAGUAACAUUGGGCCUGUUGAUAUUCAUCGUUUUCGGCACAACAGGUCCCUUCCGUAGGGACUAUGCUCGCUGGGCUCGAUUCCUCGUGUCUACCUGUCUCGGCCGCCGCAGCACCAGAGACUCCCUCGCGUCAGGAAGCCUACAUCGCACAGAGAGUGUAGUGCGUUUGACGAAUCUAGACCGCAAGGCUAGCCAAAACAAUGGCAACACAGAUGCGGGACUAGGUGUCAAGGGGGCUGAUGGCGAGUAUAGAGUUUCCGUCACGCCUGUUGCUGGUGAAGAAGGCGAUUAUGAGGAGAGACAGAUGAAUAUGGGCAUCAUGAUGACUAGAAGUAUCAAGCAGAGUGAUGAGAGAUAA